AUGUCGCCCGAUUCUAACAAGCCGAAAAAGGCACCGAGGAAACACGUCACGACAGCCUGUGUACCUUGUCGUGAGAGUAAGAUUCGGUGUGACGGAUCCACGCCAUAUUGCCAGAAUUGCCAGCGCAAAGGCAAAGAUUGCAAAUACCAACAUGGCGAGGAUAAACGGAAGGUGUCUCUCCGAGCUGCUACUGAGCUGUUUUCGGCUAGAAUAGAUCAACUAUGCCAGUUCAUAUAUGACCAAGGGCUGGAGCCCCCGUCCAUGGACCCCGAGGAUGAGGCCGGUAUGGACAGGGUACUAGACACUCUUCAAAUCCCCCGUGGGGUUAUGAAAAAUAAAGUUGUCGCAAAGAGGGAUGGACAGUUCGAGAUUGAGACCAAACUGCCAAUCGUCUCAAGCAAAUCUCCAGUGCAAAGUCCACCAGUUACAACUCCGAACGGACAGGUGCGACCAACUGAUGAUUCAACGACCCCAGAAUCAAAUUCCUCUCAGGGAAUUGUCCCAAUCCAACAGCUACCAUCAGUAGUGGAGCCCUGGAACCCGUUCGAGAUGGUGCGGGGUGCUCCUGAUAACCAAAACUUUGUUCACUGGGGCUUUACGCUCCCGACGGCUGAAAGUCUCGAUACCAUAUACGCAAAUAUCAACACUGGACUUGGGACGCACAUGAACACUGGUCUAAGCACGGACAAUCUACAGCUUGACAUGGAUAUGGCUCAGCAGCCCGGAGUCUUGCUAGGCCAGCUACCCAUGGAGCAGCACCAAGACUCUGAGAGUGACGAGGAGAACGAGGCCGAAAAUGACGUUAUUGAACAAUUGUCCAAUCGGAUAGGAACAUUGAAGAUCGCAGGAGAUGGCCAUUUACGGUUUUACGGUGCGACUUCGAAUCUCAACUUGGUGGAUGUUUCUGCCACACAGCAAAGACAGAGACCAGAUGCACGUACUGUGCGUCACGAUGGCCAGGAUAUCCUCAACCAUCUUCGAGUUGGGCAACCGGUUGAUCAGGCCCUAGAAGAUCAUCUUGUCGAGCUCUAUUUUACUUGGCAGAAUCCUAGCAUCUAUGUGGUUGAUAAGGAGAUGUACAUGACUGCGCGAUCAAAGUGGCGCAAUGAAUUUGAUGACACACCUUUCUAUUCAGAGGUUCUCACCAAUGCCAUGUGUUCCAUUGGGAGUGCGUUUGAGGCUCGUUAUCACCCUACUUUCAUCACAUUCCCGAAGUCACUGGCCGAGUUUUUCGCAGACCGAGCCAAGGCCUUACUAGAAAUCGAACUAGAUUCCCCCUGCGUCGCGACUGUCCAGGCCCUUGUGCUCAUGAGCUGUCAUGAGGGGGCAUCGAAUCGCGAUGCGCGGGGCUGGCUGUAUAGUGGCAUGUCCAUGAGAUUGGCCUUCGAUCUUGGCUUACAUAUUGAUAUGAGACCAUACGUCAAGCAAGGAGAUAUAGGCCCCCGUGAGGCUGAUGUGCGACGUGCUGCGUUUUGGGGAAGCUAUGUCGCAGACCACUUUUGGGGAUUUUACCUUGGUCGUCCAUUCCGCAUGAACGCAGGAGAUGUCAGUGUACCGAAGCCUGCAUCGGGUCUUGGACCCGAGAAGGAGACCGUUUGGAAGCCAUACGGGCUUCAAGAAAGACAUAUAGAUAAUAGCUUGAAGGACCCCACGGAGCUCAUCUAUAGACAGUUUGUCAUUCUAUGGGAGAUGGUUUCUCCUGUGGGUCACAUCUUAUACGGAUGCUCUGACAUCUCUCGUCAUGACCUGCAAAGACUAUGUUUCCAGGUGACGGAAGAUUUAUUUGCCUGGAAAUCCAAUCUGCCUUCAAAUCUUGAGAUCAAUUUGGAUGACAACACCACUCCGAUACUCCCUCACCUGCUUGUCCUCCACAUGCAAUAUCACCAAAUUAUCAUUUUCUUCCACCGCCCCUGGGUCUCAAAGAGCUACAUUCAACCUCGCAGCCCUCGCCAGGGACCUGGCUACCACCAUGCACGGCGCAUGUGCACUGAGUCUGCUACAGCUGUCGCGCGCCUUCUACAAAUAUACGAGACGCACUACAGUUUCCGAAGAAUGACGAACCAGGUGGUGGCAAUCAUUUUCAGUGCAGCUCUAAUGCUGCUCUUUGUAACUGUCUCCAGCUCUUCCCCAAUGCCCACCAAAGCUGGAGAGAUCAAUCAACCUCACCCCCGCAAUGCCGAGAUGGUCGCAUAUCUCAACCUUUGCUUCCGCGCACUUGACGAACUAGGCCAAUCAUUCGAGAAUGCCAAGCGAACCCGUGAUUAUCUUGUGACCCUCCAACGCCGCUGGCAAGCUCACAUGCGUCGAUCUGGUCCUCGCGCCAAACGGCAGAUCAGCAGUGCGAACCUAUUAUCGGGCACUGCGCCGCAAAAUCCAUAUUCUGCUCACUCGACAAAAGUCACACAAGAGCCAGAGUCAUCACGCAAGAAGUCUAGAGUCACAAACAGAGAUUUGCACUCUCAUUCAACUCAAAAUCCUAUCGCAAAUGCCAAUACUGCUUCAUAUGCCGAGUCUUCAUAUCAACCCUCUCAGCCACCCACAUCUCAACAGAAUCAUCAUCAGAAAUCCUAUGCUCAGCAGCCAUUUGCGGAACAGCAAACUGGAGAUUUUGAUUGGAUUCGUACAUCUGAUUUGAAUGUAUUGGCUGAAAGUAAUGAUUUCGGUGCCGAUCAGAAUUCUUUAGGCAAUAUACCCACGCCACACUUUCCCGGUGAUCCGAGCAUGCUUCCGGAUCUAGGGGACGUGGAGGGAUGGUGGGGAUCGCCUAAUGGGAGUGCAGGUUUAAGGGAACCGAGUGUAUAA
This is a messenger RNA of Penicillium odoratum, 2802 nucleotides long. Its product is annotated as transcription factor domain-containing protein. The transcript is spliced from 8 exons. Gene Ontology annotation, biological process: DNA-templated transcription; regulation of DNA-templated transcription. Lineage: Eukaryota; Fungi; Ascomycota; Eurotiomycetes; Eurotiales; Aspergillaceae. Gene Ontology annotation, molecular function: DNA binding; DNA-binding transcription factor activity, RNA polymerase II-specific; zinc ion binding. The record is from RefSeq and is a predicted model, not a curated record. Bases 1 to 2802 code for a protein of 933 amino acids.